AUGUCUCUUAAAGAAUCUGCCACUAUUGAUAUUGGUUUCCCUAUUUUAGGAGCCAAAUUUAUCAACAAUAAAACCAUUCUUAUAACUGGAGGAGGUGGAGAAGGUAAUAAUGGUAUACCAAAUAAGAUUACAGCAAUUAAAUGUACGUUUAAAAUUAAAGAUCCGAAAAGAAGAUUACAAAGAUUUAGAGAAAUUACUUUACCAUCAAAUGAAGAUUCUCCUCAAUGUUUAGAUACUGCUAGAAUUUUAGAUGAUGAUGAAGAUAAAUUUUCAGUAUUUGUUGGAUGUAAUCAAUCAUCUCAAUUAAUUAAAUCUAUGAGUAUUAAUAAUAAUUUAAGAAAGUAUGUAUAUACUAAAGAAGAACAUUUAAGAUUUGUAGAUGCUGCUCAAUUAGAAGAAGAAAUUAAUGGAGAUGCUGAUGAUUAUCCAAAAAUUAUUAGAUUAUCUCAAAAUAGUACUAUUGGAGCCUUUAUGACUUCAACUAUUCCAUCUUCAAUUUAUAUAUUUAAUCCUGAAACUUUAGAAUUAAAUCAUAAAUUCAAACCUACCAAAGAUAUUGAAAUCAAAGAUUUUCAAUUGACUCCUGAAGAUGAUGGUAAAACUCUUUGUUAUAUUACUUCAAGUUCAAUUGAAACAAUUUCAACUUUUAAUGGUAAUAUCAUUACUUCAUCAACUACUAAUCAAUCUCUUGAUAAAGAAUUAAAAAAAUAUAUUCUUUCAAAAAUUCAUUUUAUUGAUAAUUCAAAUUUAAUUAUUGCUGCAAGUCUUCGUGGUGGGAAAGGUGCUGUUUUAUUACAAUAUUCUCUUAAUAGUCAAAAGAUUCUUAAACAAAGAGUUAUUUCAAAAGCUUUUAAUAAUAUAGUUGCAUUAGAUAUUUCAGUUAGUCAGGGUUUAAUAGCUAUUGCUGCUAAUGAUUAUUCAUUAACUUUAAUUAAACUUGGAAAUUUCCAACUUAUAAAGUCAUUUAAAAAAUUACAUCCAUUUGCAAUUACUAGUGUUUCAUUUGCUCCAAAUGGUUCAAAAUUAGCUACUGGAAGUGCAGCAAAUAUUCUUCAUAUAUUUAGAAUUCCUCCAAAUUAUAGUAAGGGUAAAUCAACUAUUGGAACUAUUUUCCAAUACUUAUUUACUAUAAUUUUAGUGGCUAUAUUGGGAGUUGUAUUACAACAAGCUCAUGAAUCAGGUAAAUUAGAUGAAUAUAUUGAUCUUGGAAAAGAAUUUACUUUAAAGAGUAAAGAUUUAUCUUCUAAAUAUGGCCAAUUAGGUUAUGAAUAUGGUCAAUUAGGUUAUGAAUAUGCUCAAGUAUAUGGUAAAAUAGGUUAUGAUAAAGCUCAAGAAUAUGGUAAAAUAGGUUAUUCCAAGGCUCAAGAAUAUGGAGAAUCAGGUUAUCAAUUUAUAAAGCAAAAGUUUAAUGGUGAUAAUGCUGAAGGUGAUGAUUCUACUAAACAUUACUUCACUAUGGAUGAAUGGAAAGAAGCUUCAUCAUCAGAAAUCUUUGGUGAUGAUGAUGUCUAUAUUUCUAAUGAACCUAUUCCUGGAACUGAGACAGAGACUACUUCAACAUCUGAUUUUAUCACUCUUGCUUCUGUUUCUGUUGAAACUAAAGAAUCUGAAUAUUCAAAACCUCAAAGUACUACUCAAGAUGAAAUUCAAAUUAAGGAAGUAACAAAAGAUAUUAAAGAAGUGACAUCUGCCAAUCCUAAUCUUGAUACUGAAUCAUUUUUGGGUGAUGAAAGUAAUUAUAUUGAGACUUCAACUGAAACUAGUGCUAGUUCAGCCUCAGUGGAAUCUUCAAUUGCUGAUACUCCGGAAAUUAAACUAGAAACAUCAUCAAGUACAAGUGAGAUAGCUGAAACUACUAGUUCAUUAGUUAUAUCAAAGGAAGAAGUUACUACUGUCUCUGAAAGUAUAAUAGAGUCUUCUGUAGUAAUUGAAGAACCUAAAGUAGAAUCAGUUGAAGAUAAGUUAGAAUCUUCCAUAGAAGUCGAAAGACCAGAAGAAGUAACUCAAGUGAGCGAGCCUGUUGCAUCUGUAUCAGAAGAGAUCAGUUCUGUUAGUUCUGUUUCAAUUGAAACUCCGGUUGUUGAGCCAGUAGCUCAAUCAUCUGCCGAGCCAGUAGCUCAAUCAUCUGCCGAGCCAGUAACUCAAUCAUCUGCCGAGCCAGUAACUCAAUCAUCUGCCGAGCCAGUAACUCAAUCAUCUGCCGAGCCAGUAACUCAAUCAUCUGCCGAGCCAGUAACUCAAUCAUCUGCCGAGCCAGUAACUCAAUCAUCUGCCGAGCCAGUAACCCAACCAUCUACCGAGCCAGUAAUUGAACAACCAGUCGUUGAAGCACCAGUUGUCGAAGCACCAGUUGUCGAAGCACCAGUUGUCGAAGCACCAGUUGUCGAAGCACCAGUUGUCGAAGCACCAGUUGUCGAAGCACCAGUUGUCGAAGCACCAGUUGUCGAAGCACCAGUUGUCGAAGCACCAGUCGUUGAAUCACCAGUUUCUGAGCCGGUUUCUGUUUCCGAACCAGCAGUCGAAUCACCAAUUGAAGCUGUCAUCGAUUCCGCUAAACCAAUCGUCGAAUCAUCUGCUGAACCAGUAGUUGAGCCAGUCAAGGAAUCGGUUGCUCAGCCAAUUGUUGAAUCAUCUGCUGAACCAAUCCAAGCUAAACCUCCUGUUGAGGAACCAAAGAUAGAAGCACCAGUACAAGAACCAAAAAUUAACUCAGCUGUAAGUUCCCAGAUCCAAUAUACAACUACAGAGAGUAGCGAAACUUCAACAGUUAUAGAAUCCAGUGAAACCAAAGCAGUUUCUAGCGAAACCAAAGCAGUUUCCAGCGAAACUAAGGCAGUUUCCAGCGAAACCAAAACAGUUUCCAGCGAAAGUGAAGCUAAGGCAGUUUCCAGCGAAACCUCUGAGAUUUCUUCACAAGACCCUUCAUCUUCAGAACCACAAGCUCCCAUCUCAUCAUCAACUCAAAAGCCUGUUGCUUCUGAAACUACACAAACUCAACCAAUAGAGCAUGAUGAUCCAUUCCAUAAACUAAUAGGAGACGUCUCCGAUCCAUCGGACUGGAAGCAAACUAAACUACCAGUAUUAUCAGAAUUAGAUACGCUAGAGAGAUGUUAUAUAUGUAAGGAAUUCUUUAAGGCUCCAGUAAUUACUAGUUGUAAUCAUACCUUCUGUUCACAAUGUAUACGAGAAUAUUUAAUCACUAAUAAUCUAUGUCCCUUAUGUAAAGUGGAAGUGUUUGAGAGUAAUUUAAAACGAGAUAUCCUUUUAGAAGAGAUAGUAUCAUGUUAUACGCGAAUACGGCCUUAUCUAUUUAAACUACUAGAGAAGAUGGAUGAUAAGGAGAAUCAUAAUGAUAAUAGUGAAAAUAGUAGUAUUGUUAAUAUUGAUAGUGAUAGUGCUGGUGAUAGUGCUGGUGCUGGUGCUGAUAAUGGUGAUAGAUCAAAACGUCUGGCUGAUGACAGUGAUGAUGUUAUAGAAAUUCUUUCAGAAGAAGUUAAAUCGCCCCUGUCCGGCAGUUCCCCUGAUCCAGAAGUGAAAUUAAAACGGAUAAAAUUAAGUCCCAGAGAUACCACAAAUGAUAUGGAAAAUAUGGCUCAAUGUCCGGUAUGUUCCAAUUCAAUGCCCAUAGAUUUUCUACAAGAUAAUCAUAUAGAGGCUUGCUUAAAUGGUAAAGUUGCGCCUCUUCCAAAACCAAAGUCCGCAUUCCCUAUGCAACUACUAUCAUCAUCUAAGAAAAAGCCUUCUUCAAAGGGAGGUAUAGCGUCAUUUUUUCGUAAGCAGGGCCUGAGUGUGGAUCGAGAUCUGCUAACCCCGGUACUGAAUUCAUCUAAUUUAAUUAAUGUAGAUGAACCAUUAGGUCAUAGUGAUUUUUAUUUUAAAGAGAUUUCUAAGCAUUCAAGCGACACUAAAAAACUCCCGAAAUUAGAUUUCCCAUCACUUACAACUCCACGAUUAAAGGAGAAAUUAGUAGCGGCCGAAAUCCCUACUACCGGGACAAGAACUCAACUUGAAUUAAGAUACAAUCAAUACUACGUACUAUACAAUUCUAAUCUCGAUAGUAAUCAUCCUGUAUCAGUCAAGAUUCUCAAACAAAGAUUACAUCAAUGGGAAUUAUCACAUCUGGCUUUUAAAUCAUCAUCGGGGGACUUAUUUAGUAGCCGAAAUUCUCUCAGUAAUAAGUCUAUCUCGUCUAAGACAUUUCUGGGUAAACAAUGGGCUACAGCUUAUCAAAGUGAGUUUAGAGAAUUAAUCAAGAAAGCAAGAGAGACGAAGAAAGAGCCCAAGAUUGAGACACCAGUGGAGGAACAAUAA
Messenger RNA from Scheffersomyces amazonensis, 4311 nucleotides. It is a transcript of the gene SEC12, whose product is annotated as Sec12p. Gene Ontology annotation, biological process: DNA damage tolerance; protein monoubiquitination. The record is from RefSeq and is a predicted model, not a curated record. Gene Ontology annotation, cellular component: Rad6-Rad18 complex; nucleus. Gene Ontology annotation, molecular function: ubiquitin protein ligase activity; protein binding; single-stranded DNA binding. Lineage: Eukaryota; Fungi; Ascomycota; Pichiomycetes; Serinales; Debaryomycetaceae. Bases 1 to 4311 code for a protein of 1436 amino acids. The transcript is spliced from 2 exons.